GAGAACCCCAUCUCGACUAUCUUCUGCCCAAUUGAACCGCCUUCAUCCAUCCUCUGCCACCCCGAUACACAAACGAGAUGCUCUCGACGCGUGUCCAGUGCGCCCUAGCGCUGCUUUCCCUAGCCUUGGCCAUCAGCAGUGUCUCUGCCGCUCCAUCCGAUGCCAAACUUCGCCAGCUUCUUCAACGGUCACUCAUGGCACCUGCAGGCAAACAGGAGCUUGCCAGGUAUACACUUGCAGAGCUGCUCUCAGAGCUUGCACUAGCAGAGAACGAGGCGAUUGAGUCAGAUGACCUGUCUCGUGGCGUGGAGCAGGAGGAUGUGCGUCUCGAGCUGGAGCGUGCAGCUGGCCCAGUACUGGCGCCGCGUGAACGCAAGGCUGGAUGCAAGAACUUCUUCUGGAAAACCUUUACAUCAUGUUAAUUAAUCUACAACCGGGCCUUUACUGCGUAUACUACAUCGCAUCUCUUUAGUUUCAAUAUAAAAAUGUUAUGUUAUUUUAUGCGCCAUGGCUUAACCCGCCAAUCACAAAAAAUGUAAAUAAAAAUUAUUAUAACUUUAACAACAAUCAUGCUGCUGUCUUUAUCGAUCAUUUUGAUUUUUUCCCGAAAUAACACAUGAACGAAUGUUCUAGAGAUUGUAUGCAAUUCUGCUUUCGACUGUGCUUUAUGUAUUCUGGCAGAUAAACUAUUUUUAAUUGUUUGUUUGAAUAAAAUCUGUGUUUCAGAA
Molecule: messenger RNA, 728 nt
Organism: Oncorhynchus masou masou (cherry salmon)
Lineage: Eukaryota; Metazoa; Chordata; Actinopteri; Salmoniformes; Salmonidae
Product: somatostatin-1A
Exons: 2
Coding region: 78-422 (114 amino acids)
Biological process (GO): regulation of cell migration
Cellular component (GO): extracellular region
Molecular function (GO): hormone activity
Source: RefSeq, a predicted model, not a curated record